AUGCGCGUCCUCAGAUCCCUCAGAGCUCUGCUAUCAGGCCCCCUCCAGUCACACUGUCCAGCGUGCCGGUCAUCUCCUCCCCAAAUCGCCCAAUUCUCCUCUACCGCCCCCUCAGCCGCAUCACGCUCCUUCGGUCUGCCGACAUCCUCCUCAUCCUCUUCUUCCGGUACAUACACAUCACGCGGCCCGAGCGCGUCCGACAAAUUCUCGGGACCUCGUCGCGAAGAUAGCAAGGACUGGGUCAAAGACUUUGGCACCGAGCAGAGAGGUCCUCGGUCCGCAGGCAGCCCGGGAGCGAUAAGAGAGGAAGCGCGAGAGGGUGGCCAGGGGGAUCGCAGGGUGGGUGGAGAUGGAUCGCGUCUACUGGGUCGUGGGCACGCUGCUGGCAGGGAGUGGCAGCGGCCAGCUGGGCGGGGUGAGGGCGGCUUCUCAAGCGGAGGGCGAUCACAUCGGAGACGAGAAGGAGGGGAUGACAGAGGAGGUGAUGCAUCUCGCGGGGACGCGUCGAGGUGGGCGGGGCGAGGCGGCUCGGAGGAAGCUCAGACGAUGGGAAGGUCUCUGCCUUAUCGGCAGAACGGAAGCAAGCCAGAAUGGGAAGACAGGCGGGGAGGCGGGGAGAGGCAGUUCGGACGUCAAGCCGAUCGACCGAACUUUCAGCCGAGGCGCUCGGAAAGGAUGGCAGGGGACCGGCCUGGGUACAGCAAUUGGCGGCAGAGAGAGCAAGGAGCUGGGAGGGACUCAUUCAAGGGGCGGAACCUAUUCGGCGAUCGGUUGCCCAGGGACGAUCCCCAGCCCGCUCCACCGCGAGACAUCCCCUCCCUCCACGCCUUAUCCGCCGGCACACUCACUGGCUCCUCCACCUCCCCACCACCAACACCUACCGGCUGGGCACCUACCAAAAAGCUCACCUUCGCGGCCAUGUCGGGCCUCCGGGCACUCCAUCACGCCGAUCCAAAGCUAUACCACCGGGCGAUGCUCGCUGAGAAAUUCGGGAUUUCGUAUGAUGCUGUCGGGCGAAUCCUGCGCAGUCGGUUCGAGCACAAGAAGGAGCAGGCGGCGAUACGUGAGGCGGAGGCGAAGGAGGCGGGGCGGGGCCGGACGGGGUAUGUCGAGCGAGAAGAGGAUUUGAGUCCUGUGCCUGCGAUUCAGAGGGCAGUGGCGCAGAGAGAUGCGAUCAGGAGGGCAAGUGAUGGACAGUAG
Dioszegia hungarica is the source of this 1200-nucleotide messenger RNA. RefSeq lists its product as uncharacterized. The record is from RefSeq and is a predicted model, not a curated record. NCBI's taxonomy places the organism in Eukaryota, Fungi, Basidiomycota, Tremellomycetes, Tremellales, Bulleribasidiaceae. Gene Ontology annotation, cellular component: nucleus. The transcript has a single exon. The coding region runs from base 1 to 1200 and encodes 399 amino acids.